Messenger RNA from Pocillopora verrucosa, 469 nucleotides. Lineage: Eukaryota; Metazoa; Cnidaria; Anthozoa; Scleractinia; Pocilloporidae. The record is from RefSeq and is a predicted model, not a curated record.
AUGAAAUCUGUGGCGUUUGUUGUCGUAUUUCUCGUAAUUCAGAGAGCCUCUGCCCUCAGAUGUUAUGACUGCAAGCCUGGCAACAACAGCGUUGCUGGUUCAGCAAUCACCUGCAGCAAACCAGUUCAGACUGUGGAGUGCAGUUCAGGCUUUGAUUCUUGUUCGAUCGUAAAAGUUACUAGUGAUGAAUUAGACAUAUAUUACCUCGAUUGCUUCUUGAAAUCGUUUUGCAGUGAAGCGCAAAAGAACCUCUGUAAAGUAAGCACUCAAGGUCUCCAUGGUGCUAGAUGUGAUAAGUCAUGCUGUGAAACUGAUUUGUGCAACAAACCCAAAGAUUCCUCGACCUCAGUUACAUCGAGCCAUGUUCCAGCGAGUGCCGCCAUAUUUGUGAUUCUGAGUGUAAUAGCAAUGGUACUCGUGGACAUGAUUUGAAACAUUUUGUUAAAUAUUAGCUCAAAGAAAAAAAAAA